UUAGAUGGGAAGAUGGAGAAUUCGGAUUCCAAGGAAGGAGAAGGAGCCUGUUGGAACGCCAUGGGAACCAACCUCGCCUCUGCCUUCUUAAACACCCUUGUCCGCUGCUCCUGCAUCAACCUCUCCACCGCCGACGACGACGACGACGACGAUCACGACACCUCUUAUCACACCUUCACCACCUCUAAAUCCACUUCCUCCUCUUCCAAUCCCCCUCCCAAUAACCCUCCUUCUUAUAAGAACGACGACGGAGGGGCAAUCGGUAAAAUAACACGCACCCUUGACAAUUGGUAUUGGUAUGUUCCAAUGUGUAUUCAGCUCUAUACAGUAUACAUAACUCAUUCCUUGUUUAGAUCCAGAUAGAUGAUUUAGUGUUUUCUUUUGUAUACACUAGUUCAUCUGAGAAAUUUGCUAUCAUUGUCAAUUAUACUUAUACUUGUGCACAGUUGUAGACAAUUGUUUAUUCUUUUAUACCAUGCUCAUUGCAAG
Molecule: messenger RNA, 489 nt
Organism: Arachis stenosperma
Lineage: Eukaryota; Viridiplantae; Streptophyta; Magnoliopsida; Fabales; Fabaceae
Exons: 2
Coding region: 13-363 (116 amino acids)
Source: RefSeq, a predicted model, not a curated record